Molecule: messenger RNA, 441 nt
Organism: Pelobates cultripes (western spadefoot toad)
Lineage: Eukaryota; Metazoa; Chordata; Amphibia; Anura; Pelobatidae
Source: the annotation of a GenBank genome assembly
AUGGAUGGGGCAAGUUCCAUGGGCACAAAAGGAAUGGAUGGGGCAAGUUCCAUGGGCAAGAAAGGAAUGGAUGAGGCAAUUUCCAUGGGCAAGAAAGGAAUGGAUGGGACAAUUUCAAUGGGCACAGAAGGAAUGGAUGGGGCAAGUUCCAUGGGCACAGAAGGAAUGGAUGGGGCAAGUUCCAUGGGCACAGAAGUACUGGAUCGGGCAAGUUCCAUGGGCACUGAAGUACUGGAUCGGGCAAGUUCCAUGGGCAAGAAAGGAAUGGAUGGGGCAAGUUCCAUGGGCAAGAAAGGAAUGGAUGGGGCAAAUUCCAUGGGCACAGAAGGAAUGGAUGGGGCAAGUUCCAUGGGCACAGAAGGAAUGGAUGGGGCAAGUUACAUGGGCAAGAAAGGAAUGGAUGGGGCAAAUGACAAAAAGACAAAUGAAAGAAGGAACUAA